Myxocyprinus asiaticus (Chinese sucker) is the source of this 2222-nucleotide messenger RNA. Its product is annotated as occludin-like. Gene Ontology annotation, biological process: bicellular tight junction assembly. The transcript is spliced from 9 exons. The record is from RefSeq and is a predicted model, not a curated record. Bases 76 to 1572 code for a protein of 498 amino acids. Gene Ontology annotation, cellular component: cytoplasmic vesicle; bicellular tight junction; apical plasma membrane. Lineage: Eukaryota; Metazoa; Chordata; Actinopteri; Cypriniformes; Catostomidae.
GUUGUUUGUCUCACCUGAGCAGUGAAGCAGCGUCACACCCUGAAUUUUAGUGCGCGAGAACUCUCCAGGAACAGAAUGUCUUGGAGGCCGAAUGGGAGUCCUCCGCCCUAUGAUUAUGAACACACUGAUAAUGGAUACAAUGUUGCACCCCAGCCUGCAUACUCGUACUAUCCUGAUGACGAGUUCCAGCACUUCUACCGCUGGACGUCUCCACCGGGCAUCAUAAAGAUCAUGUGUGUGAUCUCUGUUAUCUGCUGUGUGGGCAUCUUCGUGUGCGUGGCCUCCACUCUGGCCUGGGAUACGGAUGCGGGAGCGGCUGGAUUCGGAUCAUAUGGAGGCUCAUAUGGAAACUCUUAUGGAGGGGGCUACGGAGGAGGCUACGGAACUGGCUAUGGAAUGGGAGGAUAUGGCGGGGGCUACGGUUAUGGUAUCCUUGGCUCUCAAAACGACCCCAGGCAAGGCAAGGGCUUCAUGAUCGCCAUGGCAAUCAUCGCCUUCAUCACACUUCUUGUCAUCUUCAUCAUGAUCAUCUCCCACCAGAAGAUGACCCAGGGCAGGAAGUUCUACUUGGCUGUCAUUAUCAUUAGCGCCGUUAUGGCCUUUUUCAUGUUGAUCGCCACCAUUGUCUACCUGGUGACGGUGUACCCUAUGGCCCAGUCGUCCGGGUCUGUGCAGUUUAAUCAAGUGUACGCCAUGUGUGCGCAAUACCUGCAGCCUCAGAUGUCCGGUGCAUUUGUGAACCAGUACCUGUAUCACUACUGCGUUGUGGAUCCUCAGGAGGCAAUCGCUCUUGUUUUGGGCUUCAUCGUCACCGCAGCCCUCAUCAUCAUCAUGGUCUUCGCCAUCAAGUCCCGUCAACGGAUCAAUUCUCACGGGAAAGAAAACAUUCUGUGGAGGCACGUGAAAGAGAUCGAAGACCCCAACGCACCUCAGGAUGUGGAGGAUUGGGUAAAUGAUGUCAAUGGAGUUCCUGAUCCACUGUUGACUGACUAUCCAGUGAAGUUCAGCAGUUCUAGAAAUGAUCUGGACGACAACAGUACAAAUUAUGACAAACCUCCUCACAGUGAAAGCCCUGUAGAGAUUCAGCGUGAGCUCCCCAUCUGCAGUUCGGCUCCUCUAAGCAGCGCGUCAGAUAUUACCAGCUCUGCCGGACAACCCAAGAAACGGCGUGCUAGACGACCACGAACCGCCGACGGACGGGAAUACGAGACGGACUACAACUCCUCUGGAGAUGAGCUGGACGAUGACGAUUUCUACAGUGAAUUCCCUCCAAUUGCUAAUAAUGAAGAGCGAGAAGACUACAAGCGUCUGUUUGACAAAGAACAUCAGGAGUACAAGGACCUCCAAGCAGAACUGGACCAGAUCAACAAGCGUUUGGCUGAAGUGGACCGUGAACUCGAUGACCUCCAGGAGGGAAGCCCACAGUUCCUGGACGCCAUGGACGAGUACAACGCACUAAAGGACAAAAAGAGGAGCGGCGAUUACCAAGUGAAAAAGAAGAGAUGCAAAUAUCUGAAAGCGAAAUUGAACCACAUCAAAAAGAUGGUGAGCGAUUACGGCCGGAGAGCCUGAAGAUCACAGACAAAGAAUCCUGAGUCAAAUCCCCAUCAUGGUAAAGGGAAAACCAUUUCUGGACAGUAUUUUUACAAGCACCCUCAUGUAUUGGUGUCUGUCCAGGUUUGUGCAUUAUAACUGUUAAUGAGCCAGGCUGUUGCUUUCUGGACCUUUGAUUUAUGUGUAUCGUGUAGAUAUUCAGGGUACACUGGCUUAUUUCGCCGAAUGCAAUAUUUUUCCGGAAUCUUCCAUGAUGAACUGGCUUCAAAAUCAGGGUUCAAACCAUAAUGUUUUUGUUUUGUAGUUGGUUUGAAUGUUUGAGUAGUGGUUUAUGUUAGAAUUUAAAGUAGAUUUAAUUAGAACUCGUUGCUUUUUCAAUGCAACGUUUAUUUUAUAGAUUUUUAUUUAAGCUAUUAACUAAAAGUUUCUCAGGAGAUAAAAUAAUUGUGCCUGUUGAUUUCAUAGUGAGUGGUUUGGACCUCUUCAUACUUCACUAAACUGUGAUCAGUAGCCAGUCACUCGAAGUUGUAUUUAUGCCUUUUUUUUUUUCAUUGAAAGUUUUUACAUUUUAUGAUGUGUAAAUAUGUAAUUUAAUGUUAACCAUUUCAUUCCUACUUUAUUUGAGUAAAACAUUUUUUAAAGCCAUAAUAAAUGACCACAAAAGAGUG